Lithohypha guttulata is the source of this 726-nucleotide messenger RNA. RefSeq names its product Palmitoyltransferase (gene PFA4). Bases 1 to 726 code for a protein of 241 amino acids. Lineage: Eukaryota; Fungi; Ascomycota; Eurotiomycetes; Chaetothyriales; Trichomeriaceae. The transcript has 2 exons. The record is from RefSeq and is a predicted model, not a curated record.
AUGAUCGAGCCGCCGCGAUCUGGGAAAGCAGGAAUCUUCGUUACAUCGCUGUAUGCUUUAUGCUGCAAUGUCUCUACGAUCGAAGGCUGGGAAAUCGAACGACACGAGCAACUACUACGCAGAGCAAGAGUCCUUGGCGGCUACCUGGACGGUCCCGAUGGUACAAAGAUCCGAAUCACUAGGCAAGAGUUUCCUUAUGACAUUGGUAUCUGGCGCAACAUUUGCGCUGGCAUGGGUUCCAGUAAUCCGAUAGCAUGGUUCUCCCCUUUUGCUCAAUCACCUAACACGGACGGCUUGACGUUUGACACUAAUGGGUUUGAAGAACCAGGAACGAGCUGGCCACCUCCAGAUCCUGAUAGAAUGCCCCGAAUCCAGCGUGGUCCAGAAAGCAUGGACGCUUUUACAGUGCAACAUGCUGGUCUGACAGGUCGCGAGGAGAUUGAGGCAUUCCGACGUCGACAGGAGGACGAUUAUCAGCGCAGAUUUGGUCAUGUAGAAAGACGCAAAGUGUUUCAUAAGCGGUACGAAUCUAAUGCAUCUUCGUCGCUCGAGGUCAAUAUCGCCCAGGAAGAAGACUCUACAAGCGGCGAAGAAGGCUGGCAAGAUUCGGGUGGAAACCGUCUUGAUGAUUUUGGCGUCGAUGAAGAGGUCGAGUUCUACGACGAAGAUGAGAUACCUCUGGCGGAACUUUUGCGAAGAAGGCAGGACAAAUACGCUUCGGGCUAA